Molecule: messenger RNA, 1755 nt
Organism: Eucalyptus grandis
Lineage: Eukaryota; Viridiplantae; Streptophyta; Magnoliopsida; Myrtales; Myrtaceae
Product: serine carboxypeptidase-like 18
Exons: 14
Coding region: 120-1568 (482 amino acids)
Biological process (GO): proteolysis; secondary metabolic process
Molecular function (GO): serine-type carboxypeptidase activity; acyltransferase activity, transferring groups other than amino-acyl groups
Source: RefSeq, a predicted model, not a curated record
CUGUCCUACUUCAACACUAGGUUCAACUUCCCCACUCUAUCCCCUUCUAUUGCGGGGCAUGGCAAGAAAGUGAAAGCACAGAGAGAGAGAGAGAGAGAGGAGGAGGAGGGAGGGAGAGAAUGGCUGUGCAAAAGGCAAUGUUGAAUUCAACAAGCAAAGGCAUUGAGAAGAAAUGGGUGUGCAUUUUGCUUGUGCUGGCGUCUGCCUCGGCUGCUUCAUCUCAGUACAUUGUGGAGACACUCCCCGGGUUUUCUGGAACACUACCUUUCACGCUGGAAACCGGGUACAUAACCGUUGGCGACGUUGAGUUCUUCUACUACUUCGUGCAGUCUACCGGGAAUCCUGGAGUCGAUCCUCUUCUGCUUUACAUGAAUGGAGGUCCUGGGUGUUCGGGUUUGAAUGCCUUCUUGUUCCAGCUUGGUCCACUUAAAUUCAAUAUUACUGAUUAUACUGGGGGUUUGCCGACGUUAAUUUACGAGCCAGAUGCGUGGACUAAGACAGCCAACAUUAUAUUCAUAGAUGCACCAGUUGGCGCGGGUUUCUCCUAUGCAACGACGGCAUCGGCAUACGAUUCGACAGACACAUCCAAUACUGCACAGAUGCAGGCCUUCUUAAGAAAUUGGUUGGCAGAACAUCCGAGUUUCCAAACCAAUCCAGUGUUUGUUGGUAGCGAUUCUUAUGCCGGUGUAUAUACUCCCAUGCUUGCUACAGCGAUUCUACAAGGGAAUGAAGCUGGAUUUGAACCAUAUGUCCACCUUAAGGGGAUGAUAUUAUCAUGUCCCCACACGUUCACCGAUCUUGAAACGAACUCAAAAAUUCCAUUUGCUCAUAGGUUGGCCCUCGUCUCAGAUGCACUUUAUGAGUCUUUAGAAGAAAAUUGCGGUGGGAAUUUUGUGGAUUCAACGAACACGACCUGCACAGAGGAUCUGGCAGCGUACGAUGAGCUAAUCGAAUUGAUCAGCAAGCAAAAUGUUCUUGAACCUGAUUGUGCUUUCCUCUCACCAAAAUCGAAUAAAGCUUUCAAAUCAGCAAUAUCAAACCAAGAGAAGCACAGGAGGUCCAUCCAAGAGUUCACCAAGGAUUAUCUUGUGUCACUGCCGAGACCUCGCGAUCUUUGGUGCAAGAAUUUCGACUAUCUACUUGUCGAUAUAUGGGGUAAUUAUCCAGGCGUACAAGAUGCUCUUGGUGUUCGACAAGGAACCGUCAGCGAAUUUUUCAGGUGUAACAUUUCCUUAUCCUACACCGUAGAUGUCGACAAUGUGCUUGAUUAUCAUAAGAAUCUCACCAGUCUGGGCAUGCAAGUUCUAGUUUUCAGUGGUGAUCAUGACAUGGUUAUUCCACAUAACGGUAUUGAAACCUGGAUAAAGUGGCUUGAUUUGACGACGGAUGUAGAUUGGAGACCAUGGUUUGUAGAUGGCCAAGUUGCAGGGUACACGGAGAAGUAUACAGAUGGCGGAUAUCGAUUGACUUAUGCGACAAUUAAGGGAUCGGGCCACUCGCCUCCAGAGUACAAACGCAGAGAAUGUUACAAGAUGUUUGAGAGAUGGAUUCAUUACUAUCCUUUGUAGAUCCACACGUUUAAGAGUGUGUGCUAGGAUAAAUUCAGUCGCUAAAUUAUGAAAAAGUGUAUUCACGAGUCAUUUAGCCUCGUUGUGAUUGAUGUAAUCGGAAGAACAUCCAUUGAGUUACCAAAAUAAGCGACAUAUAUUAGGCCAGGUUUGGAAGGUCCAUUGAGCAACGGUUACUACCUUUCAA